AUGUCGACAAUAAAAUUCACCCCCUUGAAUGCACCUUCUCAGUCUAAAGACCAGAAUCCUGAUCCUAUUGAAACUCAUUUUCGACAAUGCGAAAAGGAAUAUAAUUUAGCUUUAAGAAGAAGUCCCGAAGUUGCAAAGGAAACCUACGUUACCUUGCUCAGAUAUGAUAUAAUGAAAAACCCUUUAUACCAAGUACAAAAUUUUGGCGUAGAAUUGGCAUCAAGGAUUACAAAACUAAAAUAUUGCAUACAGAGAAACUAUGCUGAAAUUUUGGAAAAGGAAUACGAAACCAUUAAAACAAAAAAUGCGGCACAAAAAGCACUCAAACAUUAUUGGAAGGCUGUCAAAAUUGACUCAAGCGACCAUAGCAUAUGGAUAAGAAUCGGUAAACUUGCAAUGUCUGAUGAAAUAAACGAUCGUGAAAUCGCUCUUUAUGCUUUCAGCCAGGCUUUAAAAGAUUUCCAAAUUAAGCAAAAUCCUCAUGAAUUAUUAUCAGCUCCUAUUAUUCUUACUCCACAUCAUAGGGUUGCUUUUGAAGAGUUGUGCCGGAUUUUAUACGAUUUUGGAGAUUUCCCGGCUUGUUUAGACGCAGUAGAUAAAGGAUUGAUGGUUGACCCUUACAACUCACUACUUUUACAAUUAAGAUAUCAACUUUUGUCGGAUACUUGGAUAAGAUUUUCUUUACCCACAAAUUAUUAUGAUAAUGCCCCUCCAAUUAAACUGCCAAUUAAUUCAAAACCAAUCCCACGACGCGUAAGAUCGUCAGGAUUCUAUCAAUCAUCAAUAAAUAAACCCGAGACUUAUUAUACUAUUAAUAUAACUGAGGUUUCCUGGCUUUGUUUAGGAGAGACCUUAUUACAUACUUUCGAUGAAAUCAUGUCCAGUCAAAGUAGAUCUGAAACAAAUCAACGAAGUCAAAGGAUUCUAAUAGAAACUCAGGCCUACCAUUACUCUAAUAAUACUGCUUCAUCAACAAAUGAAGCCAGUGGAGCUCCAAAUAAACGUAAAAGGAAAUCGGAGACAACAUUGGAAGAAGAUCGAACAUAUAACGGAAGGGUUAAUCGGUGGGCUUCGAAGAAAACCGAGACGAUUGAAACUUUCAAUCGUCAACGUGAUGAAGCUGCAUCUGAUUUUACGGGAAAAAUAAUUAAUAUUAUGAAAAAAUUUGAUGUUGAUCAUUUUCUUGACACUCAACAACUUGAUGUGGAGGAUCAAAUUGAUAAAUUUUUGGGAUAUUUUAGUAAGAUAUGGACUUUUCGUGCGUCAAAUGACGAUCAUGGAAACAUGAUCGAUACAGCAAUUAACCGAAUGAAACAAAAAUCACCAUCGGAUUCCAGAUAUUAUCUAUUUGCUCCCAACACAAAUCCUCCUCCAUCAUCACAAUAUUUCAAUGAGAUCUCUGGAACGGAAGGAAUUCUAUUUUCGUUUAUAGAAAAAUUGAACAAUCUUAAUUCUGGGAUAGUAGAUUGUUUAUGUUUAUUUGUGACGCAUUUGCUCGGAAGCUUUAUUUCUUCAGAUGGAGAAGUUGAGAAAUCACUGUGGUUAUGUCGAUGGCCUAAUGGUUUAAAAGAAGUUGUUAGAGAAAUGAUACAAAGAAUAGAUAUGGAAUUAUUAUCUAUUCUUGACAAUCUCUGCAAGCAUUGGGAUGAAAAGGAUAAUUGUGCCGAAAUGUUGAUGAAUAUUGAAGAGGACAGUAUUGCAAGGCACUAUAAACAAAAAAUGGAAAUUCUGAUGGGCAUUUACGAAUUAUUAUUGGACACCCAAAUUUCGUGGACAUGUACUUCAUCUGCUGAAACUGGACUAUCAAAUUUUAACAGUUCAGAAAUGUCAUCAGGAUUACAAUUUACCUUAACCAAUUACAUAGAUUGCUUCAUUCGUUCAUCAUUUUACAUGUCAAAUUUUCUAACUAUAGCGGAAUCUCAGGCACCUAAAUCAGGUUCUGAAUUAGAUAAAUGGAAUCAUUCAUAUAAAAAAUGGAAGAGUUGGGCGUCGCAAUUAAGUGUACGAUACUGGUGGUGUGCUGCUAGAAUGGAACUAUGGAAAGGAGCAUUAGAUACAUCAAUGACAUUCCUUGAGACAUGUAAAAUAACUUAUUUGUCUGGCGACCAUAAAAGCGACAUCGUAAUAUCUAAUUUCGCCUAUGAUUCAAUAAUCAAUAUCUCGGCUAUAAAUCGAAAGGCGUGGAUAAUCGAAUCUCGAAAGGAUCAACCACAAGAUGAAUGGACGCUUGCAAUUAAUAAUCUGGCUGAUUCAAUUAAAUUUUUACAUAAUUGGGUGUCUGAUUCUAUUGACAAUGAUAGAGUUAUUUUAUUUUGGACAAUUAUCAGUUCGGUGAACGAGUCAAUUACUAAAGUAAUCCAAUAUCUCUCAAAUAAGAACCUGCUUGCGAAAUUAUCAGAAAUCGAUCGUAAGAAAUUCAGUUCAUGUUUCCGAUUCUUAUUCCGAAUAAGUCUUGAAGUUCUGUUUCCACGGAGUCUUUUAUUAAAGGAGGCAAUGGCAGAUAUUAUUGAACCAAUGAAUAUAUUAUGUGUCCGCACUUGGAUCCUAUUUAGUUAUUUAUUAAAAGAAAAAGUGGCUAAUAAAUUGGCUGACGAUUUCGCCGAAUUCUUAGAAAUUGUGCACGACCAACUUGGAGAUCGACACAUCUGUGGAAUAGACAAUGGCAAUUUUCUCAAAUUAGUCAUUUCAACGCUACAAAUUUUACAUCCGAAAGAUUCUAGAUUCCAGGAAUAUCAAUGUUGCCAUUGUUUAUUUAGAGUUUCAUUAUCUUUAGAUUCCACACCUCCAAAUGACCAUCAGACCCCUACUGUCGACCUUGAUCAACAAACUGCACAACUACUUUUGCGAGAGAUUCGAAAUUAUUUAAAUUUGAAGUCGCGUAAGUCAUAUAAGACAUGGGCCAUUAAGAAUGAUAUAAAAGAAACUUUAGAUAAGAUUGCGAACCUUGUUAGCCCUCCAAGCGAAAAUCGAUUUUCCAAAUGUAGCUGGAGAACUCAACAUUUUCUUGAUGACGAUAUUAAUUUUUAUGAUGCGGUACGGUAUAGAGAGCAUAGCGAUGACAUCACGGAUCUAGAAAGAAUCGCUGAUCAAGAUAAUUCUAUUUCUCACACCGAUCUUUCUGACCUCUACUAUUUCCGUGGUAAAAUUUUGCUUAAUCAGUUCAAGACCAGAUCCAAACCAAAUGCUACUAAGGCGAUGGAAACUUUAGACAAAGCAAUUGAACAAUUUACAUUUGAUAUUCGUUCGAAUCCGUUAAGGUUUGCCUCUUGGUAUGCAUUAGGUCUUUGUUAUGCUAACUUAGCCAAUGAAACACUUUCAUGGAGUGCCGAAGAGAUCAUUAACAAUCGGGAUAAGAUAACAAAUUACCAGAAGAAAUCUUUCAAUUGUUUUAUAAGAGCGGCGAAAGUUAUUCAUUGGUUUCCAGGUAGAAAUCUAUCAACACCUCAGAUUGAAGUGAUAAGGUUUUGGAGGGAUUUUGGUUAUCAUGUCUAUUCAAUGAUGACCGAACCGAUGUCUAUGGAGGCAUUCGCAUUAAGUCCUGCUCAUUCAGUAUCCUGGCGGAAACCAACUUUUGAGCAAGCAUGUCAAUUCUCAGCUGCAUGUUUUGGAAGGGCAUUACAAUUAGAAAUUCAAACUCCGGAAAGUUCAGGGAUUACGGGUCAAGAAAAAAUAUUGGAUGCUGAAUAUAAAUUGACAUCAUCACUAGCCAAAUAUUUAAUAACCAGCAAAAUAAAGCCUUCAUUUGUUGAGAAAACAAUAGGGGACUUAGAUAAUGAGGAAAUUGAUUAUUCAAACGAGGGCGAAAUUUUCAACAUUCAAAAACCCGAAUAUCAGCGUGCGUAUGAUCUUAUAUGUUCGAAAUUAGAUAAUAUACGUAAGGCUGAUAAAAACAAGUGGUAUCAUCGCCCCGUAUUUCGCCAAGCAUGGCUGACAUUUCAUGUUGAACAAAAACCCGAUGAAGGAAAAUCAAUAUUACAAUCCUUAUUCCAAUUAAAAACUCACAUAAGCAAACCAAUGAUGAACGUUUGGAGACCAGAAUUUGAAAGGGCGGGUCGACAUUAUGUAUAUGUACAUGAAUACAUUUUAUUACUUAUAGAUCUAGCUAGAGUGACUGAAGACAUGGCGAUGUUGGAAACGAUGGAAGUUAGGCUUGCAAGAUCCAUUGUCGUUUUACUGAAGCCUGAAAUAAUUCGAAUUAAUAUGAAGAAUGCUAUUCAAUAUGUGGAGAAGGCUCAGCAGCAACCAUUAGUAUCAGUAGAUAUAUAUGGUACUCCAGGGGGAGCUGAACAAACGCAGACACCUUUCACCUCGGACAAUCAAGAAGACAUAGAGGGGGUCUCGGAAUCGUCCAAUCAAGAAUAUGAGUCUGUUAAUAAUUAUGAAACGUCAAAUGUUAUGUCCGUGGCAGCUCUCAUUUCACAUGAUGACGAUUCUCCGAUGGCGAUCGGUUUUGUGGAUCUGGCAGUGAAUGAUGUGCCUACUAAUGAUUUGGUUAAUAAUUUGGAGCCUACUAAUGACAUGGAGCCUACAAAUAAUAUAGAGCCUAUUAAUGAUUUGGAACCUACUAAUAAUUUGACUGAUCAAUCAAUGAAUGAGACGUAG
Molecule: messenger RNA, 4602 nt
Organism: Diversispora eburnea
Lineage: Eukaryota; Fungi; Glomeromycota; Glomeromycetes; Diversisporales; Diversisporaceae
Source: the annotation of a GenBank genome assembly